AUGUCUGCCGCACAACUAUUGAACCCCAAGGCCGAGUCCAGACGGCGGGGUGAAGCUCUGAAGGUCAACAUCAGCGCAGGAGAGGGCCUUCAGGAUGUCCUGAAGUCCAACCUCGGCCCUCUCGGCACCAUCAAAAUGCUUGUCGACGGCUCCGGACAAAUCAAGCUCACAAAGGAUGGCAACGUCCUACUUCGCGAGAUGCAAAUACAGAACCCGACUGCCGUCAUGAUCGCUCGCGCCGCCACCGCGCAAGAUGAUAUCUGCGGUGAUGGCACUACCUCAGUGGUGCUGCUCGUUGGAGAGCUCCUCAAGCAGGCCGACCGAUACAUAUCCGAGGGCUUGCACCCGCGCGUCAUCACUGAUGGUUUCGAGAUCGCCAAGAAUGAGGCUCUCAAGUUCCUCGAAGACUUUAAGCUUCCCAAGGAGGUCGACCGUGAGCUGUGCCUCAACGUCGCCCGCACCUCGCUGGCCACCAAACUCAACCCCACUCUGGCCACCAGGCUGACACCCGCCAUUGUCGAUGCGGUGCUUUCCAUCUACCAGGCUCCCGCUAAGCCUGAUCUGCAUAUGGUUGAGAUCAUGAAGAUGCAGCAUAGGUCAGGAUCCGAUACCCAGCUCAUCAAGGGCCUCGCCCUCGACCACGGUGCCAGGCACCCCGACAUGCCCAAGCGUCUCGAGAAUGCCUUCAUUUUGACUAUGAACGUCAGCUUGGAGUACGAGAAGUCGGAGAUCAACUCGGGCUUCUACUACUCUAGCGCGGACCAGAGGGACAAGCUCGUGGAGAGCGAGCGCCGGUUUGUGGACUCGAAGCUCAAGAAGAUCGUGGAGCUGAAGAAGGAGGUCUGCGGCAAUGACCCAAAGAAGAGCUUCGUUAUUGUCAACCAGAAGGGUAUCGAUCCCCUGUCUCUUGAUGUGCUGGCGAAGAACGGCAUCCUAGCCCUGCGCCGCGCCAAGAGGAGGAACAUGGAGAGGCUCCAGCUUGUUUGCGGUGGUAUUGCUCAGAACAGCGUGGAUGACCUUACCCCCGACGUCCUCGGCUGGGCUGGUCUCGUUUAUGAGCAGCAGCUUGGCGAGGAGAAAUACACCUUCAUCGAGGAGGUGAAGGACCCCAAGUCCGUCACGCUCCUGAUCAAGGGACCCAACGCACACACCAUCACUCAGAUUACGGAUGCCGUUCGCGACGGUCUGCGUAGCGUUUAUAACAUGAUCGUCGACAAGAGCGUGGUUCCCGGCGGUGGCGCUUUCCAGGUUGCGUGCGCCGAGCAUCUCAAGAGUCAUGACUUCCUCAAGACGGUGAAGGGCAAGAGCAAGUUUGGUGUUGAAGCGUUCGCGGACACCCUCCUCAUCAUUCCCAAGACUCUGGCUGCCAACGCUGGCCAUGAUGUCCAGGAUGCUCUUGCGGACAUGCGUGAUCAGUGCAUCAACGGCGAGAUCGUCGGUCUGGAUUUGUCGACUGGUAAGUCGAUGGACCCCGAGCUCGAGGGUAUCUUCGAUUCCUUCCGUGUGCUUCGCAACUGCGUUGCAUCAAGCUCCAGCAUCGCCUCGAACCUUCUGCUUUGCGACGAGCUCCUCAAGGCUAGGCAGAUGGGCAGGCAAGGUGGUCCUGGCCCUGGCAUGGAUGGCCCCGAGCAGUAA
Molecule: messenger RNA, 1635 nt
Organism: Verticillium alfalfae VaMs.102
Lineage: Eukaryota; Fungi; Ascomycota; Sordariomycetes; Glomerellales; Plectosphaerellaceae
Product: T-complex protein 1 subunit zeta
Exons: 5
Coding region: 1-1635 (544 amino acids)
Biological process (GO): protein folding
Cellular component (GO): chaperonin-containing T-complex
Molecular function (GO): ATP-dependent protein folding chaperone; ATP binding; ATP hydrolysis activity
Source: RefSeq, a predicted model, not a curated record